Antechinus flavipes (yellow-footed antechinus) is the source of this 12282-nucleotide messenger RNA. RefSeq names its product HIVEP zinc finger 3 (gene HIVEP3). Gene Ontology annotation, molecular function: RNA polymerase II cis-regulatory region sequence-specific DNA binding; DNA-binding transcription factor activity, RNA polymerase II-specific. The record is from RefSeq and is a predicted model, not a curated record. Gene Ontology annotation, biological process: regulation of transcription by RNA polymerase II. Gene Ontology annotation, cellular component: nucleus. NCBI's taxonomy places the organism in Eukaryota, Metazoa, Chordata, Mammalia, Dasyuromorphia, Dasyuridae.
GCCGCCGCUGCCGCCGCCGCGGCUCCUCCUCGCUCGCUCACUCACAUGCUGGCGGUGCCAGUGGCCCCGGUGGCUGCCAGCCCGCCAGUCCGCCCGGCCUCCCGCCCGCUGCCCGUCCCCAGCGUCGGGCAUGCAGACAGCCCGCUGUUUCCGCGCCCAGGUGUUAAUGAAAAAAUGCACACAAUCCUGACAGAUGGGACUGGUUCAUGAAGGAGGGGACAGCCAGCUCAGUGUUUCAGAGACCACAGGAUCAGCUUCCCAUCCAGAGCAAAGGCUUUUUACGAGCAUGGUUGUCUCAGCUUCCAGGAAUCUCCAAAACCUCUAGACUAUGAGCUCAGCGUUGGCCGUUGGCAGGUGGAGCUAAAUUUGCUGCUGGCAGAGAAUGUGCAUGUCCAGGAGCCCAGGAAAUACAUCUCGCUAGUUCUUCAGGCAUGCAGCCUCCAACUGCCCCCAGCCCACAGGAACCAGAGGCAGGGACCAGGUCGUGACCCAUGGGCAAGAGUGUGACGUUCUUGCCCAAGACCACCAGUUCCCAAUACCAAUCCAAAGGGACCAGCCCUCACCAUUCAGUGUUAUUUUGCUUAUCCUGUGGGAAAGAGCUUCACUAAUGACAUGAGCUGGACUGUCCUGAAUUUACAAAGACUUGUCAAGACCCCAGACGCAGACAUGUCGUGGGCUGCCUCCUGACUCUGAGGGUGCUGCUGUCACCAGAAACAAGAUGGCCAGGCUCAAACCGUUAACCAAGCUCAUGAGGAAACUCUUCGGCCUCACAGUGCUGGGCUAUUGCCAGGCGUUGAAGUAGCUUCGCCAAGGGGAGCUUUUUUCUGACUCUCAUGCAUUUUUUAGUCCAAUAGUAGCCAGCAACACUUCAGUAAGAGAUCCUCUGGAACCACCUCUGGCUUCCCACCUCUCCUCCAAUGCAGGCAGAGCCGGGGCAUGUGGGCCAUUUGUAAAUGAGGCCUCGUCCACCCUUCCCCAAGUAGCAUCAUCCCCAGCCUCUCUGAUAAGGCCAUGGAUCCUGAGCCAAGUGUCAAGAGUGCUCAGACACCGGAGGAUAGUCCCAGAAAGCGGCAUCCCAAAGGAGAAGCCGUGCAAGCCUGCGGCCCCUCCACGACUCCAGCCUCGGCCCCAGUCUCAGCUCCAUCCCUGGCUCCCGCCCCCGUUCUGCCUCCAGCCCCAGCUCCAGCUCCAUUCCAGGGCAGCUCUACUUCCUCCCCGGCCACACCCCUUCAUGAGCUCCUUUCCCAGCAGCAGCACUUUCCCGGGCCUCCGCUGGUUGUGAGGGAGGGGUCUCAGGAGAAAACGGGGCACCAGAAGCCCCCCAAAAGAUCUACUGUGGAAGGCCCACCCCACAUCCCGCAGCUCCCGCAACACCCUCUGUCACCAGCAUUUAUGUCGCCGGGCAAGCCCGAGCACCUCCUGGAAGGGCCCACGUGGCAGCUAGUGGAGCCAAUCAGAGCAGGUCCCUCUUUUGUAACUCCGGGGCUCCAUUCUCAGAGCCAGCUCCUCCCCGCCCACCCGACCAUCAUUCCUCCGGAGGAACUGCAGGCCCUCCCCAAAGUCUACAUCCCGCGUGCCUCGCACAUUUCUAUGAAACAGGCCGAGGAACCGCCCAAGAAGGAGAAGAAACCUCAGAAGCCCGGAAAGUACAUCUGUCAGUACUGCAGCCGGCCCUGCGCCAAGCCCAGCGUGCUCCAGAAGCACAUCCGCUCUCACACGGGUGAGCGGCCCUACCCCUGCAUCCCUUGCGGCUUCUCCUUCAAAACCAAAAGCAAUCUGUACAAACAUCGGAAGUCCCAUGCACACCGGAUCAAAGCGGGCCUGGCUUCGGGAAUCGGGGCUGAGAUGUACCCUCCGGGCCUGGAGAUGGAAAGGAUCGGAGGGGAGGAAUUCGAGGAGCCCACUGAAGGAGAGAGUACGGACUCCGAGGAGGAAACGGGGACCACGUCCAGCCAUCCAGCCGACCUGUCUCCUAGACAAAAGCACACCCUCCUCGGCAGCAGCCUCUACGGGGCGUCGGGCAGCCACGGUCCCGGCCAUGCGUGCUCCGCGUCCCAUUCUGGCACCUCCCAGUCCCUCGAGGAGAGCCCCCAGUUUGCAGAACCGUUGUCGUCAUCAGCGGAGCAUUCCGGGAGCCACAAAGCGGAGGACACUCACACCAUCAAACAGAAACUCGCCCUGAGACUCAGCGAGAGGAAGAAAGUGAUGGAUGAGCAGGCUUUCCUCAGCCCCGGGAGCAAGGGGAGCACUGAGUCGGGAUACUUCUCACGGUCGGAGAGCGCAGAGCAGCAGAUCAGUCCUCCCAACACUAACGCCAAAUCCUAUGCCGAGAUCAUCUUUGGCAAAUGUGGCCGGAUUGGGCAGCGGACGGCCAUGCUGACGGCCUCGGCCACCCAGCCGCUGCUGCCCCUCUCUGCGGACGACAAACCCAGCUUGGGCCCCAUCUCCGUGCCCCGGACGCAGGUCAUCGAACACAUCACGAAGCUGAUCACAAUUAACGAAGCAGUUGUGGACACCAGCGAAAUAGACAGCGUGAAGCCCAGGAGGAGCUCUCUGUCCCGCCGGAGCAGCAUCGAAUCCCCCAAGGCCGGGAUUUUCCGGGACCCGUUUCAGCUGGACCCGACCAAAACUCUGCUCUCCCAUGGGGAGAAAGGCAAGGCGGAACAAUCACUCCUCUCCCUGCAGCAGCUGCCUCCCAGCUCCAGCGAGCCCGCGCCCCUCCUGAGGAGCCACUCCAUGCCUUCCGCCACCUGCACCAUCAGCUCCCCGCACACCUUCAGAGGUAGCUACUCCUUCGACGACCACAUCAGUGAGUCCGACACCCUGAGCCGCAGCCAGGUCUUCACCUCCCACCCUCGCACGCUGAAACGCCAACCCGCCUUCGAGCUCCCUUUGGGAGGGGAAUACAGCUCGGAGGACAUUGGGCUAGGCCCCAAGGACGUGGCUUCCAAAUCGGCAGAAGAGAAAGAAGCGAAGGAGAGCGAACUCACCAAAAAGUCCAGGAAAGGUCCCAAAGCCAAAGGGAUAACCUUUGAGUGUAACAUAUGCGGAGCUCGGUACAAGAAACGGGACAAUUACGAGGCCCACAAAAAAUACUAUUGUUCAGAACUGCAGCUGGCCAAGCCCACUUCCACGGGUGCCCAUCCAUCCUCAGAAGUGGAAAAGAGUCAAGGGGAGCACGAGUCUUGGUCUCAGAUGAUGCACUAUAAGUUGGGGACCAGUUUAGAACUUACACCGUUGAGGAAGAGACGGAAAGAAAAGAGCCUUGGGGAUGACGAAGACCCUCCCUCCUUUGAGUCGACCAAAAGUCACUCCUCCGUGGGACCUGGGAGCCAAUUCGCCAAUCCACCCCCCUCAGAAGCUGCUUUGAACCUCCCCCAGGAGCCUACCAAGCCACCAGCAGAGCCAACUCCAUCGGUGCCAUCCCUGGAGGGGACCAUGGCCUUUCAACCGAGGACUCCCAAACCAGUGGCAACUUCUGAGUCUGGAAAGGAGAGAAGAAAAAUCUCCACGGAAAUUUCAGUCAUCCAGCACACCAGCUCCUUUGAAAAACCUGACCCUCCAGAGCAGCCGAGCCACCAGGAAGGAGAGGACAAGGCUUUGUCCCAGUUCCCGUCACAGCCAGCAGCCGCUCCUCACGGCCGCUCUUCCCACUCUUUGCAGCCGAGGUUAGUCCGCCAGCCUAAUAUCCAGGUUCCUGAAAUCUUGGUGACAGAGGAGCCUGACAGGCCGGACACAGACCCUGAGCCCCCACCGAAAGAACCCGAAAAGAUUGAGGAAUUUCAAUGGCCUCAGCGGAGCCAAACACUUGCACAGCUCCCCGCAGAGAAGCUGCCCCCCAAGAAGAAGAGACUGCGCCUGGCAGAGAUGGCCCAGUCCUCGGGGGAGUCCAGCUUUGAGUCGGUCUCCCUGACCCGAAGCCCCAGCCUGGAAAGCAGCGUGUCCCACGGCUCCAGCCAUUCAGCAUCCUUUGAAAGGGAAGAGCAUGGGAAGAUAGAUGCUCCAGGUCCUUCCUCUGAAAGCCACCCCAAGGCUUUCGGCAGCCACAUGUUGACAGUUCCAAGCUACCCUCACCACUCCAGAGAAAUGCGCAGGUCAGCCUCCGAGCAGUCCCCCAAUGUUUCGCAUCCCUCUCAGAUCUCUGAGACGCGCAGCAAAUCCUUCGACUAUGGGAGUUUGUCUCUGGCCCCGCCUCCAACCCCGGGCAUCCCCACCCCGUCAGCGCCCCCUGAAAGAAGAAAAUGCUUUCUGGUGAGACAGGCGUCCCUGAGUCGGCAUCCAGAGCAUGAGCCAGAGGCAGCUCCCAAAGGGAGAUCCGAAGUGGAGGAGCUGCUCCCUUCAUCCAGUAAAUCUUCCACUAAAAGUUUGCUUCAUCAACCUUCCUCUUCCUCUACCUGCUCAGCUUCUACCACCACUACUUCCUCCUCUUCCUCCUCCUCCUCCUCCUCCCAUGGUGGGUACCUCAGUGCUAAGAGCCAGCAGAAGGACAGUCCCCAGCUGGUGUCCAGCCCGCCUUACACCGAAGCGCUCCAAGUGUUCCACCCACCCAUUCCCCAGCUCUCCCUGCAUGAAAAACCGUACCUGCCUCCUCCGGUCUCCCUCUUCUCUUUUCAACACUUUCUCCCACCACCAGGACAGACCUCAGAGCUAUUCUCCGCGCCAGCUAUGCCAGAGCUCUUCCCCGCUCCGUACUCCAUGCCCCCACUCCCCCCUUCCUUAUUUCAGACCCCACCGAUUCCCCUCCAGCCAGCUGUCCUCCAUCCAGGUCAGCUCCACAUGCCUCACCAGCUCAUACCUCAUCCAGCUGAUCUCCCCUUCCGUCAGCACCCCUCCUUCCUUCCCAUCCCCCAUCCCAGCUCCUCCUCUCUCUCUUCAGGCUUCUUCCUGCCUCUGCAGUCUCAGUUUGCCCUUCAUCUGCCCGGGGAGGUUGGCGCCCAUCUGCCCCCGGUGAAAUCCAGCCUGUCCCCUCUCACAGGGCCCUCUGGCCUCUCCCCUAGCACAGAGUACGGCACCGACGUCCGGUUGCAUCCAGUGACCCGUGCCGCCAGCCCUCCAGUAUCGACGUCAGCCCCCCAGCUGGCCAUUCCUUCCUGCCCGGACCCCGCAGUGUCUCUGGUCGUUCCUGUCCGAAUCCAGACCCACAUGCCCUCCUAUGGAAGCGUGAUGUAUACAACUCUUUCUCAGAUCUUGGUCACUCAAUCCCAGUGCAGCCCAUCCUCCCUCGUGCUCCCCAAGUUCGAUGACUACCCGGCCAAAGGAACGCUGGUCGGCGGCGUAGAAGCUCCCGGGGUAGGUCUGGAGCUGGCCCACAUUAGCGAGGAGCAAAGAAGGGGGUUCCCGACCCCCUACUUGAGGGUGCCUCUGCCCUUAGCAGAGAGGAAAGGCUCUUCUCUGUCCUCAGAAAGCAUUUUGGGCUUAGAGGGAAGCCCUUCCACCGCAGGAGGCAGCAAGCGUGUACUGUCCCCUGCAGGCAGCCUAGAACUGACCACAGAGACCCAGCAGCAGAAGAGGGUCAAGGAGGAGGAGGGCUCCAAAGCCGAAGAGAAGCUCGAACUGCUUAGGCCGGCCAGCACCAUCCUUGCCGGCGCUGAAGCUGGCAAGCGGCAAGAGAGGGUCCAGUUUGGGGGCCCCAGUCAGGGCUGUGGGGAGGAAGAGACUCUCCCUAGCUCAUCGUUGGCUCAGCCCCUUCCCAAGGAAAGCCCUCCCUCUCAGUACUCCGGGGCACCUCAUUCAGGAGCUUCAGGCCUGGAGGCAUCAAAACAGCCACCUGGAAAGUCAUCCCGGCGACAGUCACCAAUGCAGGGAGUGAAGAAGGAAGACUCCAAGGACCUAACUGACCAUCCACCGAAGACUCCUCCCACCUCCUCCUCCGCUUCUCCCAGGAUAGCCAAAUCCCGGGAAGGUACGGACGCCAAGAAGGUACUACAGUUCCCCAGUCUCCAUACGACCACUAAUGUCAGUUGGUGCUAUUUAAACUACAUUAAGCCAAAUCCCGUCCAGCAGGCAGACAGGAGGUCCUCUGUUUAUGCUGGUUGGUGUAUAAGUCUGUACAACCCCAACCUGCCUGGGGUAUCCACUAAAGCAGCUCUGUCCCUCCUGAGGUCCAAGCAGAAGGUCAGCAAAGAGACCUACACCAUGGCCAUGGCUCCACAUCCUGAGACAGGAAGGCUUGUCCCGUCCAGUUCCCGAAAGCCCCGAAUGACAGAGGCUCAUCUGCCUUCGAUGGUCUCCAGCGAGGGUCGGAAAGACCUAGCUCGAACCAAGAAGGAAGAGGAAAAGAGAGGGAAGCCUGAGGAGGAUGCCCCUGCCUCCAAAAGAGGGGAGCCAGCGAGGAUCAAAAUCUUCGAAGGAGGGUACAAAUCAAAUGAAGAAUAUGUGUAUGUGAGAGGCCGCGGACGAGGGAAAUAUGUUUGUGAGGAAUGUGGAAUUCGCUGCAGGAAACCAAGCAUGCUGAAGAAACACAUUCGCACGCACACUGACGUCAGGCCCUAUGUCUGCAAGCAUUGUCACUUUGCUUUUAAAACCAAAGGGAAUCUGACUAAGCACAUGAAGUCCAAGGCUCACAGCAAAAAGUGCCAGGAGAUGGGGCUGCUGGUGGAGCUGGAAGCCGAGGAAGGAGCCAGCGAUGACCCCUUCCAGGAUUCCGAGGGGCGGGAGGGCUCUGAGGCAGUGGAAGAGCACCAGUUUUCUGAUUUGGAAGAAUCCGACGAGGAUGAGGAUAAUGAAGAUGAUGAAGAUGAUGAGGAUGAGGAGGAGAGCCAGGAUGAGCCCACUCUGAAGCCCUCAGAAGGGCCACCACCUUCUGGACACUCAAAGGCUAGCUCUCCACCAGCUCAGGACAAAAGCCCCCGAGCAACCCCAUCUUUGCCCCAAGACGUUACCUCGCGUGACCAGCCCACAGCAAGCUCGAGAUUGGAGGCGAGAUGGCCAGCAGACUGGAGUGAAGCUGCCACCUGUCAGAGCCACUUGUGUCUCCACCAGCCAGCUCUGAUUUCCCGGAAGCCCUUGGCUCCUGGUGAGCAGGAACUGGCUCCAAACCAGCAGGGGGGGAUCUUAGCCAUGGGCCCGUUGUUGAGCUCCCAAGCCCCAUCCCCAAGAAGGCCGUGGUCCCCUGGCAAAGAGCCCUGCAGCAGCAGACCCAUGGUCCCCCGAAAACACGCACUAACCAAAAAUGAAAGUCCUCCCCAGCGCUUUGCACCAGCUGGAGAAAUGCCAUCCUUCCAGGGUGGCUCUCCUGGGAGAGGGGCUUCCCCCGGUCCAUGGAUGGCAUCUCCUCUCAGGUGCAUGUCACCCUCGACUCACUUGUCCCCAAGAAGAGAACUGUCCCCACGAGCCUAUCUCCCACCAGAGGGCGGGGUCUCUCCGGAAAGGAACUUGUCUCCUAGCCAGGAGAUGAUACCCCUGAGACACUCAUCCCCCAAGAAAAUGUCUCCAGGACUUUCUGAGUCCCCCCCACGGUACCCACUGCCAGGGAAAAAUGACUUAGUGUUCAGAAGUGGCACAGCAGCGGAUGAGCAAACCCUGGGCAGUCUCACAGUCGCUCAGCGUGGCCUCUUCUCUCAAAAGCCUCUACCUCACAAGCUCCUUGGCAAAAACGUGGAGACCUCUGAAUCUAAGAUGAAGUUGGAGCCCAGAAGCCCAGCCUGCUCACCAGAUCCUGCUCACCCGUUUCCCUCCAGACCCUUCUCUUCACUUCAUGAAUUCCACGGCCACCUCCCAGGCCGGACAGGAGAGAACCUCUUUAGUCACCUCCCUCUGCAUUCCCAGCGCUUAGCCAGGACCCCGUGCCCCAUGAUCCCCAUUGGGGGUAUCCAGAUGGUCCAGGCCCGGCCCAGCACCCAUCCCACGCUGAUGCCCGGGGCUGGGGCACCGUGGGCCACCUGCUUCUUUGGUGGGGGCAGCGACCUGACCGACUCCCGGCAGGCUCAGGAGAGAAGCCGAGAAGGCCCGCCGGAGACCUCCUCAGCAUCUGUGUCCCCUCUGGCCAAGGUCUCCAAGUUUACUCUAUCCUCAGAGCUGGAGAGUAGCAGCUAUUCCAUAGAGAGAGCCAGGACUAGUGAGGGUCAGGUUGUGCCGGACUGGGAGCAGCCCAGGAUCGGAGGGAUGUCCUCGGAGACCAAGGCUCCCGCCCCCCCAGACAGCCCCAGCCCGAGCUCUGAGCAGCCUCCGCGGCAGGCCAAGAGGCCCAGCCCAAAGGCGGCCCGCAGCAGCCCCUGCACUGACUCUGAGACACCACGCACUUUCCCCUCGGUGUUUCCUUCCCAGACGUUGGACCGAAGCAGCUCCACGGGCUGCCUCAUGGAGCCCGCCCGGUGCCUGGCCACCCGCAGGAGGAACCUGUCGGGAGAGCUCCGGCCGGCGGCCAGCCCUUGUCGCCCGCUGGGCUCCCCGCCCUUGGAGAGUGAGGGGUCUGGACAGAGUCCCAGGAGGCCGGAGGACGGGGACGAAGCGAGCUCCUAGGUCUCCCCCUUCUGCAUCAGCGUCAGGCUUCCAAUGUAAAGGAACAGACCUUUCCAACACUAUUUCCUGCAGUAUAGUCAUCACACGCAGACGCACUCUCACUUCCGACCAAACUCACAGAAACACCCCUUGUUGAGUCGUCCUGUCUGAUAUUAUCUUCCCAUGUAUGCAGUUACUUGUGCCUUUUCUGAUACCUUUUUUUGCUUGAAAUGUUUAAAAGGAAAAACAAAUGAGGUGUUUAAGGCUGUGAAUAUUUUUGUAGAGUUUUUCGAAGGGGUUGGUUGAGUGGUGUCCUCUGGCGUCAUGGGCCCCCCCUUGCCAGGGCUGGGGAGAGGCAACUGUUUACUGCGGGAGGUUAUGCACUGAAAAAAACAAACCCAAGAAACCUUUUUUUAUACUGAUUAAAUGAAAAAAAAAAGUUCCUCUGUACAGAUGUUUAUGGUUCCUAUUUAUUGCAGGCUCUAUUUAAUCCUCCACCAAGCACUUGUCUGCUUGUCUCUUUUUUGGGUGGUCUUCCCCCACCCCGGCCCUCCCCCAUCCCCUCAGUUUGGAAAUGCCUUCUCCUUUGUUCCUCCCAGCCCCCUCCCCAAAUUCAGCUCUUCCCAUCAAUCACAGAAAGCGUCCUUUUCUCUCUAUUUUUAUGACUUUAGAAAGGGAAAGAAACUUCACCUUUGAGGAUUUACUUUCAAGAUAUAGGAAACAAUCAGAUAGAGAGGCCAGUAUCUGAAUGGUGCUUCUAAGGGCCAUGAAAUUCUUGUUCUGGCUUUCGUAACGGUGGGGAUGCUGGGGAUGCUGAUGACGCUGGGGAUGCUGGCUAAGGAGGUGUGGAACCGAUCCUCCUCCCUACCCUGGACCAAAUACAAAAGUCUGGGCUUUGAACAUUUGCCCGUCUUCCUCUCUCUCCUUCCUCAAAAAGCUGGGCUGUCUUCUUGAUGUCAGAGCCUCACAUCUGCUGCCCGUGUCAGAGACGACAGAGAAUUACUUACCGAACCCUGAGCCAGGCCUUCCAGAGGAAAGCCUUUGGGGGGAUCAUGUGGGAUCAGAGCUGUUGGCCCCUUACCUCAUAAAACUCUGGCCUUAAACCUCCCUCGGGUCUAGGCGGCUGUGGGGAUCAUUGAUCAGCAGUAGAGCUAGGAGGAACUUUAAAGGUCACAAGUAUUCCAACUCAUUCAUGUUUCAGGUGAGACGACCAAGGUCCAAAGGACCAAAUGACAUAUCCAAAAUCAUCCAGCAGAGCUUCCCGUUUUCUUUAGUGAUGGGACAGAAGCACUUAGUCUUACAGAGUUAGGGUCAGGAAGUGUGGACUUUUGUACCUUUUGUAGCGAAUUCCCUGCCAUACCAACAGAGAUAUGAAGAAAGGAUAUUAGCACUCCCUGGACUUGGAAUGGGCUCUGCUGAGCUCAGUUUCAGUUUCCCAAUUUUUUUUUUUUUUUGGUUCUAACAUAUUUCCCUGGCUGGGUCCUUUAUGCUAGGCUAUCUGCUAUCCAGAAGCUGGUUUCUAAUUUAUCUGUCUUUAAUGUCUUCAAAAGCUCACAUAAAAAACAGAAAGCAUGGGGCAGCUAGAGAGUGGAUGGAAUACCAGCCCUGAAGUCAGGAGGACCUGAGUUCAAAUAGGUCUCAGACACUUAACACUUCCUGUGUGACCCUGGGCAAGUCACUUAACCCCAAUUGCCUCAACCAAAAAAUAAAUAAAAAUAAAAAGCAGAAAGCAAUCAAAGAGAUUGUGAGUGGAAAGGAAGCUUAGUGUCAGGGAUGUGCUAGAGCCAGCCUUAACCAUCUCCCUAGAAAGUUGAUUGUUAAAUUUCCAGUAUGAACAUUUACAACUCAGAAACUGGCAAACACUGCAAAUCAGGCUGACUUAUUUUUUUUUUCAUCAUCUAAACUUCAGAAAGUUAUAGAUAAAAUAUUAAUAAUGCAAAUUAAAUGUAAAACUUUGUCUUGCUAUCGAGAGAGCUGAUUGUUAAACAUUUAACUACAUACCCUUUCUUGAUGCCCACUGUGCUCAUAUGAACAUUCCAGUAUUGGGAAGCAUUCAGGUUUGGCUGGCUCAUUGUUGACUUGACUUGAGCAGUUUGUUGCAGGAGGAUGAGCAGUGUUUUUGGAGCCCAAGGAUAUGAAUACAAAUCUCAGCUCUGUCACUUAGCAUCCCUGCUCCUUGAUGGACCUCAGUUUCCUCCUUUGCAGAAUGAGGGAGUGGAAUAGACCUUCUCUAAAGUUCCUUCUUGUUUUAAAAUUUUUGAAGCCUCUUCGAGAAGGCUAGCUAGGCUGGGUCUUUUUAAGUUGUCAUCUCUCUAGGAAGAGAUGGUUAUAGUUGAGAUCAGGGUGUGUUUUGCUGCCCAUCCACUUGACCUUGAUUCUUGUGGCCAGCUCUACUCCUAACCCGUAAUCAGGAGUGCCAACACCAUUAAAAGGUAGGUGUUCGUAUCCUCUGCUCCACUAUUUGGUCACCAAUUCCAAACUCUUUUCUUCUGCUGGCAUGAGCUACCCAAGGACCCGAGAAAGGAGUUUGUAGGUUAGAGACCAGAGGGCCAAAAUUACAUGAUCCCUUUUCUCCCUCUUAGGGUAAAUGAGGACUCUGGUUAAAACAUGGUGAAUGGAGAGGUCAGGGACAGGGACAGAUUAUCGAUUAUAAGACCACAGGAUGUGGAAAGAGAUCACCUUAACCAGACCAGUCAUUUUAUAGCCAAUAUCUCUGACAAGUCACCAUCUGACCUUGACUUGAAUCUCUCCGGUGAAGGGAAGCUCACUACCUCCUGAGGCAGCCCUUUGCUAACUUGGAACAGAAGGAAAUCUAAGUGAAAUCUGCCCCCAAAUGCCCCUAAUUCCUUCUUCUGGGAUCAGAGUCCAUCUCUCCCCUUUGGCAUCUUCUUAAAUCCUUAAAAAUAGCAAUGAUGUGCCCCACUGGGUCCUCUCUUCUCCGGGUUCAAUAUGUCUUUGUCCAGCAUGGUAUUUAUUCCUUAUCCUCCUAGCUGCCCUCCCCCACACCUGCUCCACUUUCCUCAGAUGCGGCCCUGUGGCAUUUUCAUACCCUCUGAGAUCAAUUGGGAAUGCACAAUACCUAGAAAUUUCCAUCUGGUAAAUUUUCUUGGGUGGGGAGGUGCAGUGGGUGUUUCAAAAUGCUAACACCUUUCCCUGGAUUUGGCCACCCAAUAGAGCCUGAUUCACCUGGGUACCCCUUUCCCCUCCCUGUUCUCAUCCUCUUUUUGCCCCUGGGCUUCUGCUCUGUUUUAAGACCUUCAGGGGCACUGGGAGAGGGGAAAACUGAAGUUCCAAGGCCACACACCCCAUCUGUUUAUCAUUAGGAGAAAUCAGAUGGCACCGGUGGUCACAUUGGGGAACAAAGGCCCCUCCUAGAAGUUCAUGCCAUGCUUUGUCUCUGUGUUAAAGUGUGCAGGUAUUCUGGAAGUGGGCAUGUCUCCAGAUGAUUUCUGUGUUCUUACAAUGGCAAUAGUAAUCAUUCCAAAAGAACUCUGUAGAUAUAUGCUAUAUAUGUACAGAGGGGUUGGGGAGGGGGGAGUUGCCUGUAAUUUUAUUUAAACUCUGGUUUCCACAGUUGCAUCUUGCAAUGUCUGUAUGGUAUAUAUCGGUGCAAAAACCCCACAACAAGCCCACCCAGGUUUAAAGCACAGCCUCUUUAUGUACAAAUGAGGAAAACUAUAUUCUAUGUGUGAUGUUCCUGACUCUCCUUGUAAAUGACGUCUGGACUGUGAAUGAGAAGUUUUUACAAGUAUAAUAAUUUAUUACAGUUCAGGCUGGCUGUUCAGUCUGAGCCUAUUUUUUUUUAAACAGCAUGUUGGAAUAAAUUUUCUAAGUCCCAACAUA